This is a messenger RNA of Hydra vulgaris (swiftwater hydra), 1673 nucleotides long. RefSeq lists its product as uncharacterized. Lineage: Eukaryota; Metazoa; Cnidaria; Hydrozoa; Anthoathecata; Hydridae. The record is from RefSeq and is a predicted model, not a curated record.
AGGUUAAACAAAUUAAAAAAUUUGAUUUAUAAAAUUAUUGAAGAUUUAAAAAAAUUUUGGAUUUCAAUAUUUCUUAAGAAAAUCAAAAAAGUUGAACAAAUUAGUAUCAUGGAAAGCUGUGAUUUAAAGAAUGAAAAUAAGAAGACAGCUCCAGAACAAGAAUUAAUAGACUGGUUAUUUUGUUGUAAGGAGAAGUUUAGUGUGAAACAUUCACUUGAUAUUUUCCCCCAAAAGUCACCUGAUCAAAUAACUGACAAACAAGUUGUAAGUUCUCAGAAAGACUUUUCAGUAUUUUCAUUAUGGGGAAAAUCGAUUUCAGAAGAUCCUAAUGUAACAAUAUUUGAUGACAUAAAAUACUUAUUUAAAAAUGAUACUUUCAAAAGCCACCUGCAGAAAAAUUUUUUCAAUAAUGGAAAUUGGAAUUGUAUCAGGUCUUUAAAAACAUCUGGAGCAAAUACCAGAUUUCAACAAAAAUUAAAGGAUUCACAAUUGGUUAAAAAAUUCUCUGAAGAAAUUCAAACAAAUGUUGAAAACUUAAAUAAAAACAAAAUUGAUAUACAACCUUUCAAUUUAACAUCAAAAAUAUUAAAUGAUAGCAAAACGAGUAAAAGAAUGUUGGAUGAUUAUGAUGAUGAUGAAACAUCUUUCUUAGAAAAAAAGAUUAAAGUUGACACUAUUUUAUCAUCUAGUUAUAACAAUAUGACAUCCAAAAGCUCAACUAAAAAUGUGGCGUCUAUGGCAUCUAGUAAAAAUGAAACAAUGUUGACCUCAAAUCAAAAUGGCUUGGUUGUAACAGGGAAAAAAAUUAUGAAAUCAAUAUCAAGUUUUGUGAGUGGACAUAAAAAGAACAAUGUAGAAAUAGUAGAAGAUGAAGAUUCUGUUGGAUCUAAAGUCGAAUGCCCUAUGUGUCAUAUGUUGUUUGAUGAAGUUAGCAUUAAUAUACACGCUUUUAACUGCCAAGGUCCAAUUCUUACAAGAAAAAGUUCUCGAUCUUCACAAGUAUCAAAUCAAAAUAUGUUAUUUAAUCAGGAUGAUUGGAUAAAAGCAUGCGAAAACUUAGACCCUAAAUUUCCAGAAGAGAAGGCAAUUUCCGAUGAGGUAUUAAAAAAAUAUGUCUCUGAUAAUGUCUGGAAAGAAAGUAGUAAACAGAAAGAAAAAAAGAUAAAAAAAAACCAACAUGUUGGAAUACCUAUAAAAGAGAUAUCGGUUGUAGAAGAAAGUUCUAAACAAAAUCCAGAAGUUUUUCGCAAUAAACAAAGCAAAGAUCCUAACUUAUUUUCUUCAAAAGGAAAGGACGCACGAUUGUUUUUAAAGAAACUUUGCGUUCCAUCGGAAAAUACAUUGAAAAUAAAAACAAAUAAAAAUGCGUCUAAAAGAAAUUUUGACGAUAGUCAAAAUGAUCCAUCUGACUUCAAAUGUUGUAAAUGUCAAGAAAUGUUUACAACUGUUGCUCUGCUUCAAUGUCACACAGACUUGUGUCUUUCUGAAUGACACACAGACUUGUGUCUUUCUGAAUGACACACAGACUUGUGUCUUUCUGAAUGACACACAGACUUGUGUCUUUCUGAAUGACACACAGACUUGUGUCUUUCUGAAUGACACACAGACUUGUGUCUUUCUGAAUGUCACACAGACUUGUGUCUUUCUGAUGCAAAAUAGUGUAAAAAUAUUUA